CAGGGGUGCCCAAAGCUCGCUGGAGAAAGAGGAAGGCCCAAGGGGACUGUGGGGAGCAGCGAGGCAGCUCCAGGGCUCAGUCCUGAGAAGACUGGGUUUAAAAAAAAAAAAAAAAAAAAAAAAAGGCAUAAAGAGACAAGUAGACAAAACUAGGGGGAAAAAAAAACGGACAAAAGAGGAAAUAGAAGCAUGAAAAAAUAAAACGCAGGAGGGAAGAGGAUGGAGGGCCCGGAGGAGGGGCCCAGGCCGAGGUGGGGACCGCAGGCACGUCGGGAUCUGCCGUUAGAGCCGCCGAUUGCCCAACGUGGCCCAGGGGGCUGAGCCGGGGCUGGGCGCUGGCAGGGCGGUGGCGGACGAGGCUCACACCCGUCUCGAUUCUACCUCGCACCGAACCGCGGUCCUGCCGAGCCCGGAGCCCCAGCCAUGUCCAAGGUGUCCCCCACCGAGACCGAACGCUGCAUCGAGUCCCUGCUGGCCGUCUUCCAGCGGUACGCAGGGCGCGAAGGGGACAACUGCAAGCUCUCCAAGAGGGAGUUCCUGGCUUUCAUGAACACUGAGCUGGCUUCCUUCACAAAGAACCAGAAGGACCCAGCUGUCCUGGACAGGAUGAUGAAGAAACUCGAUUUGAACAGUGACGGGCAGCUGGACUUCCAGGAGUUCCUGAACCUCAUUGGAGGCAUCGCAGUGGCCUGCCAUGACGCCUUGCUUGUUCAGGCCCCUAACCACUAGUCCCAGCAACUUUCACCUGCCCCACCACUACCAACAUUCCUCAAACAAAACCCAUGCAAAACUGGAAGGAGUGCCUUUAAGAGUGGGACAUUCCCACUCCCCCUUUUUAUGAAUAAAAUAAAGGUUUAAAAUCCUA
This is a messenger RNA of Cygnus olor (mute swan), 865 nucleotides long. It is a transcript of the gene S100A11, whose product is annotated as S100 calcium binding protein A11. Bases 424 to 729 code for a protein of 101 amino acids. Gene Ontology annotation, molecular function: calcium ion binding; calcium-dependent protein binding. The record is from RefSeq and is a predicted model, not a curated record. The transcript has 3 exons. Gene Ontology annotation, biological process: regulation of cell population proliferation. Lineage: Eukaryota; Metazoa; Chordata; Aves; Anseriformes; Anatidae. Gene Ontology annotation, cellular component: cytoplasm.